AUGCCUACCUUCACCGUGUUCAAGGGCUCCGAGGGUGGAGUCCACAAGACCACCACCACCAAGCCAGACCAGCUGUCCGGCGACCAGGUCCUGCUCAAGGUCACCGCCUCAGGUCUCUGUGGCACAGACCUGCACUACAGACAUGCAGAUAUGGUGCUGGGCCACGAAGGCGUCGGCGUGGUCGAGGCCCUCGGCCCCGACUGCAAGCUGCUGAAGAAGGGCGACCGCGUUGGCUGGGGCUACGAGCACGACUCCUGCGGCCACUGCAAGCAGUGCCUCACAGGGACCGAGCAGUACUGCAACGACAGGCAGAUGUACGCAGCCGCCGACCUGGACCAGGGCUCUUUCGCAUCCCAUGCCGUUUGGCGCGAGGCCUUCCUGUUCAGGAUCCCCGACGAGCUCAGCGACGAGGAGGCGGCACCCUUCCAGUGCGCCGGUGCGACAGUCUGGACCGCGCUCAUGGCAUAUAACACCAGGCCCACCGAGACCGUCGGCAUCAUGGGCGUCGGAGGUCUGGGCCACAUUGCCAUCCAGUUUGCACGUGCCAUGGGCGCCCGGGUUGUCGUGCUCUCGGGCAGCGACUCCAAGAAGGACGAGGCGACCAAGCUCGGCGCCCACGAGUUCAUCGCCACCAAGGGCCAGAAGGAGCUCAAGGUGGCCCGGAAGCUGGACCGCCUCCUGGUCACCACCAGUGCCCAGCCGGACUGGAACCUCCUCAUGCCCAUCAUGGCCGCCGGCUCCACCAUCCACCCGUUGUCCGUCGCCUCGGGAGACUUCUCGAUUCCCUACAUGGCAAUGCUUGCAAGCGGCAUCACCGUCCAGGGCUCCGUCGUGGCCGCCAGGCAGAUGCACAAGGACAUGCUCGAGUUUGCGGCGCUGCACAAGAUCAAACCCGUCAUCCAGACCUACCCCAUGACCGAGGAGGGCAUCACGGAGGCCAUGGACAAGUUGAACCGUGGCGAGGUGCACUUCCGAGCGGUCAUCGUGCCGCAGUAG
Messenger RNA from Diaporthe batatas, 996 nucleotides. RefSeq lists its product as uncharacterized. Gene Ontology annotation, molecular function: zinc ion binding; alcohol dehydrogenase (NADP+) activity. NCBI's taxonomy places the organism in Eukaryota, Fungi, Ascomycota, Sordariomycetes, Diaporthales, Diaporthaceae. Bases 1 to 996 code for a protein of 331 amino acids. The transcript is spliced from 3 exons. The record is from RefSeq and is a predicted model, not a curated record. Gene Ontology annotation, biological process: alcohol metabolic process.